AUGAUCUUCUGCCUAAAAGCGCCGAGAUUGUUACUCAGCAUCAUCUUCGAUGCACCACUGUCGUUUGAGAAGCUGCAGGAGUCAUGGCAGCAAACGCUGCAAGUGAGACCUAUCAUGCAGGCGCGCGUCCGUCGUUCCACUACUGCCCCUUCGGGUCUGGAGUAUCACGUCUUGACUCCCAAGGGCAUGGCCAAGUACCUAGAGGCACAGUCCAAGGCUCCGGAUCAUCUCAAAGAUUUCUUUUGCCUGGAUGAGUCUCAUCGGGCUAUUUCCGACUAUUGGCCCGGUGUCAAGAACGGAGCAAAUUCAUCCAGCCAAUCUCAGAAAAUAUUUAUCGCUGAUAAUGCGGAUUCAAAAGAUCAACAGCGCUGCACAUCCUUCAAUGCGGUGCAAAACAUUGAUGAGCUUAUCAACUCGGAUCGCCCUGCAGUGACUCUCCAAAUGACUCGUUUUAGUGACGCCACUCUCCUUACUGUUUCCUUCAGUCACAUCCUCGGAGAUAUCUUUACCAUCAAUUCUAUGUUGAAGGGAUGGGAAAGCAGUCUGCACGGCCAACCGGUUCUACCAUUCGAGCGCCUGGGAGAAGAUCCUUUCAGCGCAUACGGACCAGGCGGGAAGUUGGCCGGUGAAGACGCUACCUCCAAAUCGCCUUCCAUGCCCUCCGGCUGGCAAAUCUACGGCCUACUCGACAAAGUCCGCUUUGCAGUCCAGUUUCUCUGGGACUGCUUUAUCACACGACCGGAGAAAACCAUGUCCCAAAAGUACAUUUUCGUCCCGGAAGCGGAGGCCGUAGCCAUGGAGGAGCAGGCAAAAGGAGACCUCGUCAAGAUCGAAGCUCAACGCAAAGAGCUGGAUAUUAAGUCCGAACGCCCACUAUUCGUCAGUCGGUCCAACGUCUUACACGCUUGGCUCCUCAAGCAAAAACACACCCAUCUCAACCCAAACACAUGGAGCGCACCCGUCACCAUCGUCAAUGCUCGCGCCAAACCUCCAACCGGAAUGAAGGCACGAUCCGACGACUUCCCCAGCCAUGAUUGGUACUCCGGAGCGAUGGCAGUCGCGAUACCCAGUCUCCAAGUACGCGAUAUCCUGGCUAUGCCGUUGGGCGAAUUGGCCCUGCACAUCCGCGAGGGGAUUGUGAAGGGGUCUUCUCCGGAGAACGCGAGGCGGUGGUUCUCCUUCAACUUGCAUAAUAAUCUGUGGAAGAAACCGUCUGGGAAGGUGGCUCUCUGGUGUCCGCCGGAUCACUACCUGUCUGGUGUUAGUGAUUGGCGUCUUAUUCCGCUUCAUGAGUUGGAUUUCACGCCCGCGAGAUUCCAAGGCCAUGAGCGUGUGGAGGUUUGUGGGUUCAAUGCCCAUAUGGCUUUUGCUGGGACGCAGCGGAAUCGAUGGGUUUGUUUGGGAGAGGCGGGUGGUGGUGUUUGGCUUCUUGGGAAUGCGAGUGAGACUGAAUGGAGGGAGCCUAGUGGGUUUGGAAAAUAUGCCCAUGUCAAGCGUCGUUAG
Molecule: messenger RNA, 1503 nt
Organism: Penicillium bovifimosum
Lineage: Eukaryota; Fungi; Ascomycota; Eurotiomycetes; Eurotiales; Aspergillaceae
Exons: 2
Coding region: 1-1503 (500 amino acids)
Source: RefSeq, a predicted model, not a curated record